This is a messenger RNA of Arachis ipaensis, 2222 nucleotides long. RefSeq names its product chloroplast sensor kinase (gene CSK). The record is from RefSeq and is a predicted model, not a curated record. NCBI's taxonomy places the organism in Eukaryota, Viridiplantae, Streptophyta, Magnoliopsida, Fabales, Fabaceae.
AUGCCAGUCUCUGCCAUAGCCACAUCUUCUUUAACUACCACGCUAUCCUCCCUCUGUAACUGUAACUGCAAUAACAGUAACAGUAACCGUAGCCGAUUAUUUCGCAAUUCUGUGUUCUUUCCUUCCUCCACUUCCCUCGCUAAACCCUCCUGCUGCUUCCUCCAUACCACUCUUAAUCCCAACACCGUCCACGACUCCCAUGACUCCCCCGCCACCGUUGCUUCCGCCGCCGCCAUCUCCGCCGCUAUCCGCAAGGCUUCCACCUCGCCCGUUGAGUUCGCUCAGCGACUCGACAAGGACAACCGAAGCGGACUCCUCCUCCCCAGCCCCGACUUCCAGAGGCUCUGCCUUCAGCAGCUCCACCUCUUCCGCAGGAUCGUCCCCGAAGCUGUUCUCUCGGUUUAUGUAAGGCCAGCUGGAAGUUAUGUGAUGGAUCAGUUGGAGCUACGGAGGGUUGCUCUCUACCCUGGAGAUCCUCAGCCUGAGGAAGACGGCGCCGUUGUCAUUCUUGUUGGUCAUUUCAACAUCCCUGCCGGCUUGCGCGCCACCGAGGCUGCACUUUCCAACUUGCAGGUUAAAUUUGUUCCGGAAUGUAAUGCUGUGGUUCUUCCCAUGGUGAAACAUCCGUUUGUUGUUGGUUUCUUGGUUGCCGAGCUUCCUGUGUUGGAGGUGGAAAGGAGUGAUCAGCCUCAGAGUGGUGCUCGCGAUAGCCGAAUGUCUGUUGAGGAAGCUUAUUCUUUGCCUCCUUUUUUGGAUAUAGACAAGAAGUCGUGGGAAAUUCAAACUCUUCGAGUCCAGGAUGAGCCGGUUGGUAUGUACAACUUCACUCCCGAACAACGAUCGAAUGCCAUCAACAUUUCACAAUCUCUGGCCAUGGCGUAUGUAAUGGAUCAGAAAGCAAUGUUACUUCAGCAAUCAACAUGGCAAAAUAAUGUUAGGAUGGGUGACCUGGUCGAGCAAAUUCGUGGUCCUCUAUUGAGCAUUCAAACCUUAAGUAAAAUCCUGUCUACUCAAACAAAGAAAAGUCAGAUUUCAUAUGACAUUGUUGAGGAUAUCCUGGUGCAAGGUGAUCGACUAAGAGAUGUUUUGGAGCAACUCCAAGAAGCUGUCUAUUUGACAAAGGCUAAUAUAGUUCGAUACAAUGAAGAAGCAAUCAAGAAAAUGAAUGGUUCAACUCACAUACUUGCUGAGUCGUCAAAAUCUCAAUUAUUAAAUAGUUUUCCAAGGGAUGGGUCUACAAAUAAAAUGAAUAAUGAGUCGCAUUCUUUAGCUACUGCCCAUGAUAUAGAGAUGCCCCUUCCACCUUUGGCUCUAGCUCCAUUACAACCAGGAAUCAGACCAUGCAGUGUUUCUGAAGUAUUGGCAGACCUGGUUGAUGCUGUGAAACCUCUAGCCCAGAAUCAAAAACGUGUAGUAGAACUAAAUGAGCUCUCAUCACAUUUGCUAGCUGCUGUAGAAGAACCUGCUUUACGCCAGGCUUUCAGCAAUCUUAUCGAAGGUGCUUUAUUACGCACACAUGUCGGGGGAAAGGUUGAAAUCGUGUCUACUGCUGCACCGGCAGGAGGUGCCCUUGUAUUCAUUGAUGAUGAUGGGCCUGAUAUGCACUACAUGACACAAAGGCGCUCACUCACACCGUAUGGACAAGAACUCAUGGCCGAAGACAUGAUUGAAGACAACAUGACAUGGAACUUUGUUGCUGGGCUGAGUGUUGCCCGUGAGAUACUAGAGAGCUAUGGAUGUGUGGUGCGUGUUAUAUCACCUCGGACCAAAGAUGCUCCUCUUGGUGCUGGUGGAACUCGUGUAGAACUCUGGCUUCCCUCUGCAAUUGAAAGCUCUGAUUUGAGCCUUGCAUCCCAAGAGGUAUAGCCUCUAUCUGAAGUUCCACAGAAUGCAUUCGAAAAGAUUCAGCAUCAGGAUCAUGCUUCACAAAGUGGAAUGAAUGACAGUAAGAAAAUAAGGGGUGGUACAUAUAUAUUGAUAGUUCUUAAAUGAAUCAGUGAUGUGUAUUUGGUCCUGUGUAUAGCUCGUAAACAUCGUUGUGGUACAUAGUUCAGUUCGUUGUGACUUUACUGUUAGCCAUGUACACAAUAAACAAUGUAUUGCAUAAUAGAAAAAAAAAACACUGAUUGUGGUUUGAGACCAUGCGCCUAACGCUUCAGCAUUUGUAUCGGAUUUAAAGAAUAGAUGAACUUGUCUGAAGAAUGAUGAGGAAUUUGACAGCA